Molecule: messenger RNA, 300 nt
Organism: Enterobius vermicularis (human pinworm)
Lineage: Eukaryota; Metazoa; Nematoda; Chromadorea; Rhabditida; Oxyuridae
Source: the annotation of a GenBank genome assembly
AUGAUAAUCAGCCAACAAGGCUUUGAUGUUGUUGAUGCUGGGAGCAAAAGCGAUAAUAUUGACGGUGGCCAAGUUUCAUUUUUUGGCAUCCAUUUGUGCUUCAAAUUUUUACUUGUCGUCGCUGGUAUUCUUGAUGAGGAAAUGCGUAUUGCUGGUGCAUCAAAAAGAUGUCCUACACAGACAGUGAACGUUUACCUGGCGGUAUCAUCGCUGGUGGCUUAUAUCAGUAUUCAGAUCUUACCUUACAUAAUGGUCAAUUUCAAGGUUGGUCUUGUUCUGGUUGCUAUUCAGUCUAGUUGA